GGGGCUGAGAACAGAGCUAAAAUGAGGAGCCUGACCCCACAUCCACCUGAACGGCAACGUCAACCCUUUGGCGGGGCAACUCUUCAUGGUGUUUCACGCCUGCAAUUCCCUAUACCAGAGCCUCCACCGAUUCCUGAACGCGUAUAAGACACCUUGUUGCCGGGCGGUAAUCGCGGCACCAUGGACCAUUUAACACACGAUGAGUUCUUUAUCAAGCUCGCGGAGCUCUUCAGCUCACGCAAGAACAAAGAUCAUGGGAAAAUCUGCCUGACCCAGAAGAGAUUUUCCUAUGGCCAGGACAUCCCUGAGCCCUCGGCAGCAGACCAUUUCCCGGAUUUGAAUGUUGACGGUCCCUUGCCCGUCCUAGUCCGUGCGUCCAAUGGAAAGUCUAAGCCCAGACGUGCAGAUAAGGUCAAGCUGUCAACCGUUGUCGAGCCCAGCGACCUGGACGCUUUCUACGGGCGGUAUGCCGAGGUAUGCAAGUCGGGUAUGCUCGCCCUGAAGCCGCGCGAUCGUACCAAGAGGAAAGCAAAGGCGAAGAAGAAGAAGGGAGGGGCCCAGCAGGCCGCAGUCGCUUCUUGAGAAUCAUGUUCUGUUGCAACUAGACAGAUAUAUGGCGUAACCCGUUAGGCAAUGAGUUGGUAGGUCUAAAUAUACCGGCUCUCUCUCGUUCUAAAAUGAGAGUAGCAAACGUAUUUGGGCGAAUGGAAGUGAUUGUGCGGUAUUGGCCACCUACGUUAAUCAGGUACCUUACUUAUCACGUUCUGAUCAAAUGGUCUAGGUGCGUUUAUAUCAUAUCAAGGAUGGCGUAAUAAAAGCAUCAUAUGAACGGAGAUCUUGAAGGUUGCGCAGAUCCUGUGAUGAGAUGUAUAUUAUAUUUCGUCUGCUUCAAUGAGGGACUUCUACAUUUAGAUUUUUUGAUGAGAUGUAUAAGUACCUUCAGGCAUUGUAUUAGUAUCAUAUGACGAAACAUUCUAGGAAUAGACCUAAACAGAGCGUUAUAAUAUUUUUACAGGCGUCGGUCAGCAUUAUCUAGGUACCUGUGUGUUUUUAAUCCACUUGACAAUGUCU
Messenger RNA from Lasiosphaeria miniovina, 1071 nucleotides. RefSeq names its product signal recognition particle, SRP9/SRP14 subunit. Gene Ontology annotation, molecular function: 7S RNA binding; endoplasmic reticulum signal sequence receptor activity. Gene Ontology annotation, biological process: SRP-dependent cotranslational protein targeting to membrane. Gene Ontology annotation, cellular component: signal recognition particle, endoplasmic reticulum targeting. The record is from RefSeq and is a predicted model, not a curated record. The transcript has 3 exons. Bases 181 to 582 code for a protein of 133 amino acids. NCBI's taxonomy places the organism in Eukaryota, Fungi, Ascomycota, Sordariomycetes, Sordariales, Lasiosphaeriaceae.